Papaver somniferum (opium poppy) is the source of this 985-nucleotide messenger RNA. RefSeq lists its product as uncharacterized. NCBI's taxonomy places the organism in Eukaryota, Viridiplantae, Streptophyta, Magnoliopsida, Ranunculales, Papaveraceae. The transcript is spliced from 2 exons. Gene Ontology annotation, biological process: regulation of DNA-templated transcription; endosperm development. The coding region runs from base 207 to 971 and encodes 254 amino acids. The record is from RefSeq and is a predicted model, not a curated record. Gene Ontology annotation, molecular function: DNA-binding transcription factor activity; protein dimerization activity.
UGCUGCUAAUGCUCUACCAAAUAAGGAAAGAUUUUCUACAGAAAAUAUUCCCAACAGUUUCUGUUAAUCAGAUCAACACCCACUCACCGCCAUGAUUCUGUUACAGUAGAUAUUAAAAUCAACGACAAACCCCAAAUAUAAUUUGUUUCUAGUUUCUCUUCUCUAUUUCAAUUAGUUAUUCAGCACAAUGAAAACACCUGAAACUAAUGGAUAAAAGAAGAGAAGAAGAAGAAGACACAAAGGAAUUGUUUAAGAACAUCAUGGAAGGUUACAGUGACAAGGUUAUACCAUUUUUGUCUGAUUUAAUUACUGACAACAACGACAAAAACAUCACUGACGGAAAUGCUAGUGCCGAUCAGAUGGUGGAAACUUGUUUUUCAAUCAAGAAGAAAGGAAGUACUAAAAGAGUAAAAGCAGAAGUUUCCCAUCAAUCGUUAGUACCAAUGGAGAUUAUUCAGAAAAAAAGUAGGAGAGAUUUGAUCCAACCACAUUUAUCUGAGAAAGAAAGAAGAAUUAAAAUGGCUGAAAAAUACUCUGUUCUUCGAUCUCUGCUUGCUAAUCUAAAAUAUAAGAGAUCACAAACUGUGAUAAUAGAAGAAGCGGUAAAAUGCAUAAAGAAUCUUGAAGAAGAAUUUGAAAAAUUAGAAGAAUCAAAGAAGAAGAAGAGGAAAGAAUUAUCUAAAACAACAAAUUCAUUCAGAAACUCAAUUGUUGAUGUAACAGUUUCAGGUCAGGCAGCUUUUUUUGGGAUACAAGUAGAAAUUAACAACAGUGCUGAAGAACCAUUUUUAUUCUCAAGGGUGAUGAAAGUGUUUGAAUAUUACGAAACAGAGAUACUAACAACAACAAUCACUACAAGAAAUGAGUUGAAGAUGAAGAUCAUAAGAUUAAGUGUGAGUGUUUUGAUUAAUGAAGCCGGAGGGGGAAGUAUUGAGGAAAUUAAAAAGGGUAUUAAUAGAUUAUUUGUAUAAAGUUAAUUACUAGU